Messenger RNA from Ascochyta rabiei, 924 nucleotides. RefSeq lists its product as uncharacterized. The record is from RefSeq and is a predicted model, not a curated record. NCBI's taxonomy places the organism in Eukaryota, Fungi, Ascomycota, Dothideomycetes, Pleosporales, Didymellaceae. Gene Ontology annotation, biological process: carbohydrate metabolic process. Gene Ontology annotation, molecular function: hydrolase activity, acting on carbon-nitrogen (but not peptide) bonds. The transcript is spliced from 5 exons. The coding region runs from base 1 to 924 and encodes 307 amino acids.
AUGGGCAAGAAGCGUGUUCUCAUCUCUUAUGGCGUGGAUGUCGAUGCUGUCGCGGGUUGGUUAGGAUCAUAUGGCGGCGAAAAUAGUACCAGUGACAUCAGUCGAGGAUUGUUCGCUGGUACUGUAGGCACACAGCGUCUCUUGAAGAUGUUCAAGAAGUACGGAAUUCGUACCACAUGGUUCAUACCUGGCCACAGUCUGGAGACGUUCCCCGAAGACAUGGCAGCAGUGCGCGAUGCUGGUCACGAGAUUGGCCUGCACGGCUACAGUCAUGAAAACCCGGUCGACAUGACUAUUGAACAGCAAAGAGACAUACUCGAUAAGACGUAUCGCAUGUUGACUGACUUCGCUGGGAAGCCGCCAAGAGGCAGUGUUGCACCAUGGUGGGAGACUAGCCGGGAGGGUGCCGAGUUACUGCUGUCAUAUGGUAUCGAGUAUGACCACAGCAUGAGCCACCACGACUGUCAGCCCUACUAUCUGAGAACCGGUGACACUUGGACCAAGAUCGACUACGAAAAGAAGGCAGAUGAAUGGAUGAAGCCACUAGUCACAGGUCAAGACACAGGACUGGUCGAGAUACCUGCAAACUGGUACCUGGAUGAUCUGCCACCGCACAUGUUUAUCAAGGGCUCACCCAACAGCCACGGGUUCGUCAAUGCACGAGACACCGAGGAUUUAUGGCGCGAUCACUUCGACUAUUUCUACAGAGAGUACGAUGAGUUUAUCUUUCCGAUCACGAUUCAUCCAGACGUCUCUGGCAGACCACACCUGCUGUUGAUGCACGAAAGAUUGAUCGAACACUUCAUGAAGCACGAAGGUGUCGAGUUUGUGACAAUGGAGGAUAUGGCAGAUGAGUUCAAGAAGAAGAACGCACCGCCUGAGGGAGCUCUGAUGCCAGCCGAAGCAGGGCUGAAGCUAAAGUAG